Anopheles moucheti is the source of this 864-nucleotide messenger RNA. RefSeq lists its product as uncharacterized. The transcript is spliced from 4 exons. NCBI's taxonomy places the organism in Eukaryota, Metazoa, Arthropoda, Insecta, Diptera, Culicidae. The record is from RefSeq and is a predicted model, not a curated record. Gene Ontology annotation, molecular function: chitin binding. The coding region runs from base 1 to 864 and encodes 287 amino acids. Gene Ontology annotation, cellular component: extracellular region.
AUGCUGGUGGUGACUAUAAAACGACAGACUACCUGUAAUAUGAUGGUCAUUGCGUUCUCGAAGUAUUGCGUGAAAAUGUUAGUAAUGGUUCGUUCGUUCAUUUUGGCACUUUUAGUAUUUGCAACAGUGGGUGCUGAGGACCAACAUGCGCUUCGCGCAUUGGUAUCGAAACGUGCACCCGUACGACGCGCGCUAACAUCGUGUGUUAAUGGACGUCGAGAGGAUUGUCAGGAUUGCAAUACCGUUAAAAUUUGUAGCUAUGACCAGACUCCGAUUACACAAUAUCGUUGCCAAGACGUGGAUCCCUCGAAACCUUAUUGCACCGGUGCAGGGAUUUGUUCCAAUGUGUCUGAUCCGAAUUUAAUUUGCCAAAAGACAAGCGAUUUGUGCCCGAUGAAUGCCCCUGGGUUUUAUCCGAAUCCCUCGAACUGCAGCCGUUAUUUAUACUGCGAUGUAAACAUGAUAGGUUUCGAACAAAGUUGCGUGGCAGCCAACAAUGUAUACAACCAAACGACUGAAUCGUGCUUUCUUAAACGUCGUACGGCAGAUUGCUUCCAAGUGGAUUGCAAUAAUUCCCGUAACAAGGAUAAAUGGUUCAUCUACGAUCCGUUCCCACAGUUAUAUUUUAUUUGUUCAUCAAAUGGCCCACUAAUGUUUAAAUGUCCACGUGACACUGAUGUUUUUGAUUUGGAGUUGAAACGAUGUGAGUUCCAGUGUCGUACAGAUGGGCGAUUUGCUCAUCCGACCAACACUAACAUGUAUUACGAGUGUGCAUAUACCAGUGCUUCUAAGCUUCAAAAAUAUGAACUAAGUUGCCCUCCAUUACUCAAGUUCAAUGCAAAUGAUCAGAAAUGUGUUCAGUAG